UCCUUAACUGCGUGUUGAAUACGGAAGUAAAUGUUUCCUCUGAUGUCGAUAGGAUGAUCGGAGAUCUGUUGAUAUUCGGGACUUUACUGAUGAAUGCAGGAGCUGUACUGAACUUCAAGCUCAAAAGGAAGGAGUCCCAAGGAUUUGGAGAUGAAUCCAGAGCACCAACAACAGGUGACAACAUUCGAGAGUUCCUGCUCAGCCUACGAUACUUUCGGAUUUUUAUCGCACUGUGGAACAUUUUUAUCAUGUUCUGCAUGAUCCUAUUAUUUGGAUCAUGAUGAACAUUUCUGAUGACUGGGCUCCCAUCAGGAUUGCAGCUUUUUGAGAUUGAUCCUGUAAACUUCCUGUUGAUAUGUGUUUCUUCUUUUGGCCUUUUUUUUUUUUUUUAAGUCUGAGUUGUUUUAUAUCCAUUACCACCCACCUCAACACCACUUCCUUCAGCUGUCAUGGUUAUUUACACCAUGAGUUGCUAUAUUUAAUGUGUGUUACAUGUUGGUCAACUGACUCAGAAAUUAUUUGACGAUACUGCCCAUUUUAAGAUGUGACACCUCAGUCUUUAAUAGAGUGGUGUUUGCUGAGGUUGUUUCCCUUCCCAACAAAGUGUUAAUUUUUGCAUUAAAUAAAUAGUGGGAGUUUAAAGUGGUAACUAGUACACUAAAUGUUCAUCUGUGGUUUAUCAGUUUAUGGUUCCACUGUGAGUGAACACCUCGCACACUGCUGCAAAGGUUAAACUUGCAGAACUUUGGAGCUGCAAAGGAGAAACCCCCAGCUGUUUUCAAGCUUUAUGAUGGCUCAUGAAGGCCUUUUACACCCUUGAUGAACAAUUUGAAUGAGUCAUAA
This is a messenger RNA of Thalassophryne amazonica, 843 nucleotides long. It is a transcript of the gene smim7, whose product is annotated as small integral membrane protein 7. The coding region runs from base 54 to 281 and encodes 75 amino acids. The transcript has 5 exons. The record is from RefSeq and is a predicted model, not a curated record. Lineage: Eukaryota; Metazoa; Chordata; Actinopteri; Batrachoidiformes; Batrachoididae.